Molecule: messenger RNA, 936 nt
Organism: Acanthosepion pharaonis
Lineage: Eukaryota; Metazoa; Mollusca; Cephalopoda; Sepiida; Sepiidae
Source: the annotation of a GenBank genome assembly
AUGGCAGUGACGACUUCUCUCUCCAUUGAUGCUUCCAACCUGACUUUUUCUACUUUCAUCCUCAUUCCUUAUUCGACGAACGUAAGGCAUACAUUGAAAGCUUUAACCCGGGCCAGAGCAACGCCAACAGCUGAUCUGCUUGAAGCCUUCAAGCAGCAUGAAGCCUGUGAUUUACUGCGAUCUUUUCCGUGGGUAUUCACGAUAGCCCAAGUUCGAACCCCAAUCCUGGGAGCGGAUUUCCUCGCCCACUUUAACUUGUCCGUUAAUAUGUCUUCCCUUUCUUUGGAGGAUAAAACGACCAACAUUACAAGGAAAGGAAUUACAUCUAUUUAUACGAGCACAUGUAUCAGCGCAACUCUACCUGAAGACAACGGAAUGCAGGAUCUGUUACAAAAAUAUUCUCAAAUUACAACACCAUUCCGGUAUACAGAAACCGUUCAUCACAAUGCUGAGCAUCACAUUGAUACUACGGGCCCACCCACGCAUUCCUCUCCACGGCGAUUGAGGCCUGAUAAAUAUAAACUGGCGAAAGACGAGUUUCAGCACAUGCUGGACCUCGGUAUAAUUAGACCUUCUUCGAGUCCUUACUCAUCUCCUCUUCAUAUGGUUCCAAAACCGGACUCAGGAGCUUGGAGACCUUGUGGCGACUUCCGGAAGCUGAAUGCUACUACAAUUCCGGAUAAAUACCCCAUCCCGCACUUGCACGAUUUCGCAGUGGGUCUGCAUGGCGCCACAGUCUUCACCAAACUUGAUCUGGUGAAAGCAUUCCACCAGAUACCAGUGGCCAAGGAAGACAUCCAUAAAACAGCAAUAACUACUCCUUUUGGCUUAUACGAAUUUUUCAGCGUCAACAAGACGAAAACAAGGACAUUCCCUGGCAGAGAGAUCAGCAGUGACCGUGAUGUUGUGAUGACAACCUUCUAUCUCUCUCUGUAA